GAAAGAACUAGAACUUCACUCCAAUGGCGACGCUAAUGUCGGGCUCCAGAAUUCAACCAGCAGCUUCUGUUCUUUCCUCCUCCAUCAAGCGCCAUAUGGGUUUUAAUUCCCACCUUCGUUCCAAUUGCUCGCUUUAUCCUUUUCACCAUUCUUCAUUCUCCUUCAGGCGCUCUGGACCUAGACGAUCUCUCUCUGUUUCCAUGUCCGUUACCCCUCUUGAAGCCUGCGUCAAAGCUUCCAUUACCGUACCCAACAAGCUCGGCGACUGCCCUUUUUGUCAAAGGGUAUUACUGACUUUGGAGGAAAAACAUCUACCCUAUGACUUAAAGUUGGUAGACCUGUCGAACAAGCCAGAAUGGUUCUUAAGAAUAAAUUCAGAGGGCAAAGUUCCUGUUGUUAAAUUUGAUGAGCAGUGGGUUGCAGAUUCAGAUGUUAUAACACAAACACUGGAAGAGAAGUAUCCAAAUCCACCUUUAGCAACCCCUCCUGACAAAUCUUCAGUAGGAUCAAAGAUAUUCUCCACAUUUAUUGCUUUUCUAAAGAGCAAGGAUCCUGAUGAUGGAACAGAACAAGCAUUGCUUAGCGAGCUAAGUUCUUUCAGUGAUCACAUCAAAGAGAAUGGUCCUUUUAUCAAUGGAAAAGAGAUUUCUGCUGCAGACCUGUCACUUGGUCCAAAGUUGUACCAUCUAGAAAUAGCAUUGGGUCACUAUAAGAACUGGUCUGUUCCAGACAGUCUACCUUACGUUAAGUCUUACAUGAAGAGCAUAUUUUCAAGAGAAUCAUUUGCAAAAACUCGUGCCCUGCCUGAGGAUGUCAUUGCUGGUUGGCGUCCGAAGGUCUUUGGUUAAAAUAUUUUCUAGGCUGCUGAAUCGUUUGGCAUGAGAUUCCACUACCUCUACAUCUCUUUAAGGGCAGGCGCUGUAGUCAUUAAAAUUUCUAACAGAUAUGAUGCAAUGAGCGUUUUUUCUCCUGCUUCUAGUCUCACUCAAAGCUGUUUAGUAGGAAAUGUUUAGUACAUUAUGCUUAUGUCCAAUACAUCUUGUAAAUUUAACUUUUCUAUGAAAGGAAGUCACUCAAAGGGCAAGUACUAUCCCAUGUAAUAUGAAUUUAUAAAUUGUGAUUGUUUGUUCGUUCUUUAUUUAUUUAGUUUUUUUGUAUCGUUGUUCUAAUAUA
Molecule: messenger RNA, 1173 nt
Organism: Benincasa hispida (wax gourd)
Lineage: Eukaryota; Viridiplantae; Streptophyta; Magnoliopsida; Cucurbitales; Cucurbitaceae
Product: glutathione S-transferase DHAR3, chloroplastic
Biological process (GO): protein glutathionylation; cellular oxidant detoxification; ascorbate glutathione cycle
Molecular function (GO): glutathione dehydrogenase (ascorbate) activity
Source: RefSeq, a predicted model, not a curated record